Messenger RNA from Cavia porcellus (domestic guinea pig), 5321 nucleotides. It is a transcript of the gene Hephl1, whose product is annotated as hephaestin like 1. Gene Ontology annotation, molecular function: signaling receptor activity; copper ion binding; oxidoreductase activity. NCBI's taxonomy places the organism in Eukaryota, Metazoa, Chordata, Mammalia, Rodentia, Caviidae. The record is from RefSeq and is a predicted model, not a curated record. The transcript is spliced from 20 exons. The coding region runs from base 51 to 3530 and encodes 1159 amino acids. Gene Ontology annotation, cellular component: plasma membrane.
CCAACAAGGCUGUGUCCUGUGCAGGCUGUCUGCCUGAGUUACAUCCACAAAUGCCUCGGAAGCAGCCGACUGGCUGCAUCCUUCUCCUCACAUUCCUGGGUCUGCCUGGGCUGGUUGGUGCAGUUACCAGAACAUACUACCUUGGGAUUGUGGAAGAAUACUGGAACUAUGUACCCCAAGGGAAGAAUAUUAUUACUGGAAAAAGUUUCGCAGAAGACAAACUUGCAACUUUAUUUCUUGAAAGAGGACCAACCCGAAUAGGUGGCAUUUACAAAAAGGCUGUUUACAGACACUUCACAGAUGGAACCUACACCACUGAGAUCUCCAAACCUCCCUGGCUUGGAUUCUUGGGCCCCAUCCUGAGGGCCGAAGUGGGUGAUGUGCUUGUCAUUCAUUUAAAGAACUUUGCAUCCCGACCUUACUCAUUGCAUCCACAUGGUGUUUUCUACAACAAAGAUUCAGAAGGGGCUUUGUAUCCAGAUGGAACAUCUGGGAGAAAUAAGGACGAUGACAUGGUUCCUCCUGGCAAAAACUACACCUAUGUCUGGCCAGUGCAAGAAGAAUACGCGCCUGCUCCUGCAGAUGCCAACUGCCUGACUUGGGUGUACCAUUCACACAUUGAUGCCCCCAAGGACAUCUGCUCUGGGCUGAUUGGCCCCCUGCUGGUGUGUAAGAAAGGUGUCCUGAAUAGAUAUUCAGGGACAAGGACCGAUGUGGAUCGCGAAUUUGUUAUAAUGUUUACUCUCGUGGAUGAGAAUCAAAGUUGGUACCUGGAUGAAAAUAUCAGACAUUUCUGCACUGACCCAGAUUCAGUUAACAAAGAAGAUGCUGUUUUCCAGAGGAGCAACAAAAUGCAUGCUCUCAAUGGAUACCUGUUUGGAAACUUUCCUGAGCCUGAAAUGUGUGUUGGUGAAUCUGUGUCCUGGCACCUAUUUGGAAUGGGGAAUGAGAUAGACAUCCAUUCUAUCUAUUUCUACGGUAACACCUUCAUCAGCAGAGGGCAUCGGACUGAUGUCGUCAACCUGUUCCCAGCUACCUUCCUCACAACAGAAAUGAUAGUUGAGAAUCCUGGAAAAUGGAUGAUAACCUGCCAAGUCAGUGACCACCUACAAGCUGGUAUGCUGGGGCAAUACAAUGUUGGUAACUGCAAAGCUGGUGUUUCUCACCCUAAGUUGGGUCAACAGAGGCACUACUUUAUAGCAGCUGAGAAAAUUCUUUGGGAUUAUGGUCCUCAAGGCUAUGACAAAUUCACUGGUCUCCCUCUAAAUUAUACUAACAGUGAUUCUGCAUUCUACUUUACACAAGGGGAAAACAGAAUAGGAGGAAAAUAUUGGAAGGCUCGAUAUACAGAGUAUGUGGAUGCAUCUUUUACUCAAAGAAAGAGGUCCUCUGAGACAGAAGCCCAUCUUGGAAUUCUUGGUCCAGUCAUCAAGGCAGAGGUGGGUGAUACCCUGCUAGUGACUUUUGCCAACAAAGCUGACAGAGUCUACAGUAUUUUGCCCCAUGGUGUGCUCUAUGACAAGGCAUCUGAUGCAGCCCCAAAUGUAGAUGGAUUUCUGAAACCAGGGGCACAUGUUAAACCAGGAGAAACCUUCACGUACAGGUGGACAGUGCCAGAAAGUGUAAGCCCAACCACUGAUGAUCCUCCUUGCCUGACCUAUCUUUACUUCUCAGCAGUGGACCCCAUCAAGGACACCAGCUCUGGCCUUGUAGGGCCUUUGCUAGUCUGUAAAAAAGGCGUUCUCAGAGCUGAUGGAACACAGAAAGGAGUAGACAAAGAAUUUUACUUACUGUUCACAGUCUUUGAUGAGAACCUGAGCAGGUAUCUUGAUGAAAACAUUCAGAAGUUUACCUGGCGUCCCUUCAGUGUUGACAAGGAAGACAAAGAGUUUGUGAAAUCCAACAGAAUGCAUGCUAUUAAUGGUUAUAUGUAUGGUAACCAACCAGGCCUAAGCAUGUGCAAAAAGGAUAGAGUUUCCUGGCAUUUGAUUGGAAUGGGGACUGACACCGACAUGCAUGGAGUUUAUUUUCAAGGGAACACCAUCCACCUGCGAGGGACUCAUCGUGAUUCCCUGGCUCUAUUUCCCCACAUGGCCACGACAGCGUUUAUGCAGGCAGACCAUGCAGGUAUUUUCAAGGUGUUUUGUUCCACCUUGCAUCACUUCACCAAAGGCAUGGGUCAGAUAUAUGAGGUCAACAGCUGUGGCAACAGAGACCCUUCUGAGCAGCCCUACGGGAUGAUAAGAACCUUUUACAUCGCUGCUGAAGAGGUAGAAUGGGAUUAUGCCCCUAACAAAAACUGGGAGUUCGAAAAGCAGCCCUUGGACGCAGGAGGGGAAAGACAUGGAGAUAUAUUUAUGAACCACACUGAAAACUGGAUUGGCUCUCAGUACAAGAAAGUGGUUUACAGGGAAUACACCAAUGGAGAAUUUGUGGAAAUCAAAGCUCGACCACCUCGAGAGGAGCACUUAGCACUCUUGGGACCAAUGAUUCAUGCUGAGGUGGGUGACUCCAUCCUGAUUAUAUUUAAAAACAAAGCCAGCAGGCCCUACUCCAUCUCAGCCCAGGGUGUGGAAGACAUGGACAGUGGAAAGGGAUUCCAAGUGCCCAGUACAAAGCCAGGAGAAAUAAGGACUUACAGAUGGAAUGUCCCUAAAAGAUCAGGCCCAGGGCCCUCUGAUCCCAAUUGUAUUCCAUGGCUUUACUAUUCAACAGUAAACUUUGUGAAGGAUACAUAUAGUGGUUUGAUGGGUCCUCUGAUCACGUGCCGAGAAGGAGUAUUGAAUGAAAAGGGAAGAAGAAGUGAUGUUGAUUAUGAAUUUGCUCUAUUGUUUUUGGUAUUCAAUGAGAAUGAAUCCUGGUAUCUGGAUGACAAUAUUAAGAAGUAUCUCAAUAAAGAUCCACGAAGUUUUAAGCCCACUGAUGAUUUUGAAGAGAGCAACAAAAUGCAUGCCAUUAAUGGAAAGAUUUUUGGAAAUCUCCAGGGCCUCAUAAUGUAUGAAGAUACAAUGACAAACUGGUAUUUGUUAGGAAUAGGAAGUGAAGUGGACAUACAUACCAUCCAUUAUCAUGCUGAGAGCUUCCUUUUCAAAAUAGAUAAAUCUUACCGAGAAGAUGUGUACGAUCUCUUUCCUGGGACGUUCCAAACCAUUGAACUAUUUGCGGAUCAUCCAGGGACAUGGCUACUGCACUGUCAUGUGUCAGACCAUAUCCAUGCUGGCAUGGAGACAACCUACACAGUCCUCCGGAACAUAGACAACAGGAUUCCUUACUCUACCAAGUCUCCUUCUGGAGGGGAGUCCCACCCAGCCACAGGGCCCUCCAAAGAACAACCUGGCAAGGAGCAGCUCUACUUUUUUGGCAAGAAUCUGGGUCCAAGAGGAGCCAAGGCAGCCUUGGUCAUCCUUUUCAUUAUGGGCCUACUCCUCCUGAUCGCCACUGUGAUUCUGUCCCUCAGACUCCACUCUGCAAGGACACAGAUGGCUUACCGGGAAGUCCAAUCCUGUGCACUUCCCACGGAGGCUCUGUGAACCAUCUGGUUUUUCUUAGCAGGAAGGAGUUCUGUAGCUAGCCAGACAGCAGAAAAAUUGGACCAAAGCAUCGUUCACCAAAGAAGGCUGACACUGUAUCCUGGAUCAGUCUUCUGAUUCUCUGGACCACUAUCCAAAGCAAUUUGCUUUUAUUUAUUUAAUUUUAAAUGGGCUGUAAAUAAUACUCAGGUAUAAAAUACAGAAGAAAGAGAACCCAUAGAACUGACAAAUGCCAACGCUUAGUCUGUUCUCUGGACAAAUUUGCUGUAGUAGAAUAUCUGGAAGAUACUUUCAUAUUCCAUGUUUCAUAAUUUUUAGUUCCUUACCUCACUGUUAAAGUUUCUAAACGGACAAUUCUAGAAAGGGUUCCAGCAUCCCAGACAUCUAACUGGAACAACACUGAGUUUCCAACACACUCACAUGACAUGCUUCCUAUACUGUUCCAAGGAAAACACAUUCUGAGUUUGUGAAAAUGUCUAAAUCAAUAUCUACUGACAGAAUUAGACCAAAUUAAUUUUUAGAGGCCAUCACCAGCCCUCCUGGAUUUUCCUCCUUUGAUACAAAUUGCCUACUAUUGCUUGUUUAUGAGGCAAAGAUAUAUUUUUUUAAAGUUGCUGCUGCUUUUAUGUGAACCUAUAGAAAUACUUGAAUGUUUACAAUUCACUUCAUGUUAUAUGUUUUUAUAAUAUUUUUCUGGCAAUGUCUGUAUUUUCAAAAAUCACCUAUAGAAUUGAUAUUUUUAUUUCAGGUGGUGGGAGGGCUGGAAUCUGUGGAGGAGGCUAGGUUUUUUUCAUGGUGAGUCAAACUCCCUGAGAGAUUAGUAAGAGCUCUCAGUAAAGGAGAAAACUUCAAGUCUGGGCUUGAAUUUUGAUUCUGAUCUUUCAUUCAAUUUGAGAGAAUCCUCCAAGGUCUCCAUCUUCUAUUAAAUAAUAAUUGUCUGAACAUGUGAGGACACCAAGAGGAAUUUACCAAUGCAGCUGACUGUUUAGGAGGAGAAGAGAUCUCUCAAAAUCCACAAUUCCAUGUCUCUUAAACGUACAGCCCUUUUGGGAGGGAGAAAAAAGGAAUAGAAAAGGACAGAAGAAAGAGAGUCUCAGUGGCAGUUUGUUAAGCCAUUAAAUCAGCUAUAAAGAUAAGUGUUACAGUUUCCAAGGCUCAUAUGCAGAAAUAAAACAUUGAAUAACUAGACUUUGCCACAGAGAGGGAAAACACUCUUAGUGGGCAUGUCUAGACAGUAGGUGUAAGACUGAUAAAAGCAACAUUGUUAAUCACAGGACUCAGAAAUUGCCCUUAGCUCAGGGCAAACUGCUGUGGGACGCUGAUGAUAGAUGAGUGGUAUUAGAACAUCUGCCUUAGCAGUGGAUCAUUUGAAUGUCCAGGUGAACCAGUAGGACCUACUAAAUACUCUGGUGGAGGGACAUUUCAGGUAUUUUCUUCUUCUUGGUGAGGGGAAAUGGGUAAUUUAACAGAAGCUAUUGUCUUUCAUAAAAUGGGAUAUAGAUGGUAACAAUUCUUUUUGUAGUUUGCUUAAAGUUAUAUCAAAUAGGAUAAAAGAUUUUUGAAUUUCAGCCUAACCACUGCCAAUGUGAUUUUGUAAUACAUACUUGACAGUUUUCAUACUUUUGUAGGCUGUAUAAUUACAUGAUAAUAAUAAUUAUGUUCCUUAUUUAUUAUUCACCUUUCAUAAGACAACAAACUAUUUAAUUCUGUUUCUUCCUUUUCACUUAGCUUUUUUUUAAUGAAAACAAAACCGUAGUUUGCACCAUUUCUCUCUUUUAAAUAAAGUUUCAU